Messenger RNA from Rhizoctonia solani, 1713 nucleotides. RefSeq lists its product as uncharacterized. The coding region runs from base 1 to 1713 and encodes 570 amino acids. The record is from RefSeq and is a predicted model, not a curated record. The transcript is spliced from 7 exons. Lineage: Eukaryota; Fungi; Basidiomycota; Agaricomycetes; Cantharellales; Ceratobasidiaceae.
AUGGUUUCUGAUCAACCCACCGCCAAUCGUAUCACUGUCAACUCUGCUGAACAGGACGACCUCAUUGAGUCUGUCACUGUCUUUCAAUCCAAUCGUGCCGAAAUAAAGCGCAGGGUCAGACUCGAUCUCAAGAGCGGGCAAAACCAUGUUCGCAUCGAGCGCCUACCAUCUUGCGUAAACGAGGACUCUAUUCGAGUGGAUGGAACAGGCACCGCCGUUAUAUUUGACGUCGUUUACCAUGCACCGUCCCGUGACCAGGGUAGUCGAGCCACAGUCACGACAGAUCUACGCCGUUCGCUCGAAACACUGCAAAAGGAACGCAGCAUCACCCAAGAGCAAUCGGAAUUUCUUGGGAAUUAUGGUCGUACUCUUGAUAGCAAGAACAUGAACAUCGAGGACGUCCAACGAUUCCUGGACAUGUUCGGCCCUCGUCAACUUGCGGUUGCAAAGAGAAUCCAGGAAUUGGACGCCGAGAUUAGUAAGGCCCAGAAAGAACUGAACGAGGCACAGCAAAAGGAGUAUGAAGACGUACGGGGAGCGCAACGCGGCGUGGCGGUCACCGUGACUGUGUUGGCCGAGACAAAUGAUACUGCAGAGCUGACUCUGACUUAUGGCACUCGCUUACUAUUCGAUCCAGUCGUGUCAAACGCAAGCUGGAAACCGCUAUACGAUAUCCGCGCAUCAAUUGCGAAAUCACCCGAGGACACCUCAGCGAUCGCGUUGCACUACCGCGCUUCGAUUACCCAGACGACUGGAGAGAACUGGCCCGACGUCGCACUAUCACUUUCGACCGCAUCUCCUCAGCUAGGUAGCUCUGUGCCCAAGAUAUCACCGUGGCGAAUUGGAUUUCCCGCUCCAAAGCCCAUCGUGCAACCUGUGGCCCGCUCUGCUACCGCGUUUAGGACUAAAGCAACCCGCACCUCAAUGUUCUUAGAUUCUUUUGAAGAUGAUUCGGAACCAGUUGUUGAACUUUGUGCCUUGGCCCCGCAGCCCCCUAUGGCUAUCCGCAAGGCUCAUGUGGAGAGUACUGGUGUCCUCAAUACUACCUUUGGAAUCCCCGGACGCAGCGACAUUCCUAGCGACGAGGGAAGUCACAAGGUUGUCAUUUCCGUGCUUGACCUCCGAGCGGAUCUGGAGUGGAUCUGCGUGCCCAGGGAAAAAGAGAGUGUCUUCUUGACAUGCAAGGUCGUGAACACGAGUGAAUUCACGUUGCUUCGUGGAGAAGCCAGCGUAUUCAUGGACGACAACUUUGUGUCCAAGAGUCAAAUUGAACAUGUCUCUCCUAAUGAAUCAUUCAAAACCUCGCUUGGUGUCGAUUCUUCCCUUCGCGUUACCUACCCUGCUGCCAAAACACUCAACCGCACUGCCACUCAAUCUGGGUUUUCAUUCAUAGCCAAAGAGAAACAAUCGGUCUCGGCUCAGUCUCAGAGAAUCACUAUUCGCAACUCUCGUCAGCUUCCGUUUCUCACUGAUACACGGAUCAAGGUCAACAUUCUCUCGCCCGAAGGUCUGGACGUUUCAGCAGCUCCGACAUCACCGACCAGCGAAGGCGUCGAUGAGGGGAAGCGCAAGGAGGGCGCGUGGGCGGCUUUGGAAGCCGGAGGGGAAGGUACGGUGGAAUGGAGCUGUGAUAUCGCACCUUCGGACGAGGUGGAGCUUGAACUUGCGUGGGAGGUAUCUGCGCCUGCUGGACAGAGAUGGCAGGAUCUUUGA